AUGCCAAUCAUAAAUAGAUCUCCUGUUCCCAAAAAGCUAACAUUUGAAAAUUCAGAAUUUCCUUCCUUUGAUCUUCAAAUAACCCAACUAAUGAACGAUGCAGAAACUGGUGAUAAUUAUGAGGGUAAUGAUGAAGAUGGAGAAUUAGAAGGGAAUGAAGAGCAUAUUUUAUAUGAGAAAGGGAAAAAGGGUCAGAAUGUGAAUGAAGGAAGGAAAAGGAAGGUGACUAAUCCGGAUAUUUUUAGAUCACCUUUUGUGAAUAGGGUAAUUGACUUAAAUGAAAAAGUUAGUACUGAGCAAGAGAUAAUGGCGGAAAUAAUGUUUAGAUGCGUUGCACACAAAGAUCCAAUGGAAAUGCGGUUUGAAACCGAGUCUGGAGACAUAAUGGAUAGGGUGCAUUUUGAGGGUAUGCGUCCAAAUCAUAAGAUACAUCCUUUCGUUAUUGAUUGUUGGACUGUUGUUCUUAAUUUUGAAGAAGAAAACCUGAGAAACAAAAAAUCACCACCACAUGUCUUCUUCAACACUCAAAUUAUGACAGAAACAUUAUUGGAUUCUUCAAUACCUUUUGUUGAAAGAUUCCGACUUUUUGAUGAGGCUCUAAACAAUUACUUAUAUGACAUCAAAAGAAAAGUGGAUUUCAAUUCUAUUAAUCUGCAAAUGUACUUUUCAAAGUUUUUGGACAACAAUCGGCGGGAUAAGUACAUGGGUGAGAAAGAAGAAAAAUGGGAUGUGGAACUGGGAGAAGAAAGUGUUAGGACAUCUAAGAAGAUUGCAAAGUUGCGUACAUUUUAUGUUGCUAAGCUAGCAAACCAUCAAAUCAACAAGCAGAGAAAAUUGAAUGUUGCAGAAGCAUUGGAAUUUUCAAACUUGAUAAGAAAACUAGGUGUAUGUUGGUGA
Molecule: messenger RNA, 897 nt
Organism: Lactuca saligna
Lineage: Eukaryota; Viridiplantae; Streptophyta; Magnoliopsida; Asterales; Asteraceae
Source: the annotation of a GenBank genome assembly